UAUAAAUAUAUUUGUUUUCUUUUCGCCAUGUUGAAAACAUUGCAAAGAUUUGUGAAUCUUACAGUCUGUAUGAAUAUCUCACACAGCUUUGCUCUCCAUACUGGCACUCUGAGAUUCUUCUGAAUGAAGAGUGCGUUACAAAUAAAAUGAAUUAUUAUGAAAUUAUUAUUAUGUUUACUUGUGCAGCAACCUUCACUUCCUGCUACUCCGUUGGACAUCUGCUCGGGUCCGGAGGGUGUGCUUCUGUUUAUGCAGGAACAAGGAAAUCUGAUGGAGCACAGGUGAGUGAGUCUCUCCUCUCUUCUUUCUGUUUUCCUUCAAUGCCUUAAAGUUAGUGCCUCCAAUACAUUAUUUUUGUAUCUCCCUGUAGGUGGCCAUAAAGUUCAUCCCCAAAUUACAUUCAAACACAUACAUUACCAUGGUAAGUAUAUUUUUAGUUAUACUGAAUGAUCCACAAACCACAUGAAAAACUACUAGCUAGUGAUAACAUGUCUACUAUAAAUUUGUCUGGGUACAAUCGCCCCUAUCUUUCUUGUUCCUCUAAUGUGUUCGUCUUCCUUCUUUCAAGCCUGGUGAUGGCAGGCGUCUUCUUAGGGAGGUUGCCCUGAUGACUUUGGUCUCUCAGCCUUCAGCGAGCCUUAAUAUUUUGAAGCUGCUGGACUGGUUUGAAGAGCCCUUCCGAUACGUCCUGGUCUUGGAGCGCCCCAGCCCCUGUUUAGACCUGUUCGAUUUCUGUGACAAAUAUGGUGGUCGGCUAACCGAGAUGCAGGCCAGACAGAUCGUGAGUCAAAUUGUUGAGGCACUGAUUCAAUGUCGUGACCGUGGCGUUUUUCACCGUGAUGUGAAACCUGAGAAUGUCCUCGUCAACCUUAAUGACUGGACGGUUAAAUUGAUCGACUUCGGUUGUGGGGAUCUCCUCAAAGAGUCCUAUUAUAACUUUUCUGGCACAAGGAAAUACUUCCCACCUGAGUGGUUUUCGCACAAGAGAUACCAGGCCUCACCAACCACAACAUGGUCUCUAGGAGUACUGCUUUUCGAACUGGUCUGUGGUGACCUGCCAUUUGAAGGCGAAGAAGAAAUCAUCUUCAAACAGCCACUGUUUGUAGAGGGUCUGUCCAAAGGUAAGGGAGUGUUGAAAGCAUACAUCUGAAACUAAUAGUUAAUCAUAAAACAACUUAUUUAACCCUAAAAGGACUAUAUGAAUUGUAACACUACUACAUCUACAACCUUUUGUGUAGAAUGCCGUAACCUCAUUAACUGGUGUAUGAGUAAGGACCCCACUGGGAGACCGGUCCUGGAGGACAUACUAACCCACGACUGGCUGUCAAGAAAGCACCUGUUCUGAGUUACACGUGGAGAGAGAGGAAAUACAGUAAGGCUGUUGUGUAGCCAGUGAAUCAAAUAACUACCUGUUUCUCAUCUACCUUCUGUGGCAAAUCAGAUUUGGGUUUGAGGAGACAUAGCAGCAUCCAUAUGAAGCACCUGCUUUUUCAGGAGAAUCACAGACAGACUGGACAGGGCCAUACCGCAAGGAAAGCUGCUCUUUGGCAACAGUAUCCUCCAGACCACCUGGGACCUGGACUCUCCUAGUCCUGGAACAAGGGAACAAGUCUGUGGAUAACCCCCCCGUUCAGAACAGCCUCAACGGGACUGGUUGAUAUGGACUAAGCUUUGUCACUGGUCCUGCCAACCCUACUGAUGGAGAUGGGUGUCCAUGGACACAGGAUGUAAGGAUUGUCAACCCCACUUUGGACCUGUGUUGGGAAGCAGGGAUUUUGUACAUGCUGAGUGGAUCUGGUCAUUUGCGUUGAUUUUUAGAACAUUUUUGAAGCACUUGCAAUAUACACAGUUGGAGUUCUUGAAUGUUGCCCCUUUUUAAGAUCUCCUCCUGUUCUUCUGCACCCUGAGUGAGCUUUUUACCCCCCUUUCCUCUAUAGAUGCCCUGUCCCUCUGGCAUAGGAAAUAAAUAAAAGUUGAAGGACUCUUAUUUUUUAAUUCAUAUUUAUGUUUGUAAGUGAGCAAUAAUAAAAAAAAUGAAACCAUGUAUACACUACUUGAUUAAUAUUUUGUUGAUUGGUGAAACUGAUGUCAUUAAUGACAAUAAUUGGUAAUCAUUUUUCUAAUUUACCCAUUAAGUAUUAAGUAUUUAGCUGACUGGCAGCAUGUCAGAGGCACACACCAUUCCAGAUGAAAUACAGCUCUGGAAAAAAUGUAUU
Clupea harengus (Atlantic herring) is the source of this 2216-nucleotide messenger RNA. RefSeq names its product serine/threonine-protein kinase pim-1-like. Gene Ontology annotation, cellular component: cytoplasm. The transcript is spliced from 2 exons. Lineage: Eukaryota; Metazoa; Chordata; Actinopteri; Clupeiformes; Clupeidae. The coding region runs from base 608 to 1150 and encodes 180 amino acids. The record is from RefSeq and is a predicted model, not a curated record. Gene Ontology annotation, molecular function: protein serine/threonine kinase activity; ATP binding. Gene Ontology annotation, biological process: regulation of mitotic cell cycle; negative regulation of apoptotic process; protein autophosphorylation.